Molecule: messenger RNA, 4374 nt
Organism: Fundulus heteroclitus (mummichog)
Lineage: Eukaryota; Metazoa; Chordata; Actinopteri; Cyprinodontiformes; Fundulidae
Exons: 12
Coding region: 89-4177 (1362 amino acids)
Source: RefSeq, a predicted model, not a curated record
UCUUUUAGUUUAAAUAAGAGUUUCAAAAGUGCUUGACUUGCUUCCUUUUUUUUUAAAUUCUCUUAAGGCAUCAAAAUCACACAAGCCAAUGCCAGACACUGUGUGGAUGGCACGACUCAGGAGUUUUGCUGCCACAGGGUCAUGGCCUGCAGGGCAGGGAAACAGACCUGCACCAAGACAAAAGAAGUGGCACGAGCUGUAUCAAAGGAUUGAGAAAUGUCCAAUGAUGCAGCCUGGACAGAAAUCCCUGUUUGGUGGUGUCAGGAAAUGCUUAUGUGGAUUCCACAUCCAGAAGCAACCAUCUUCUACAAGACCAGAGGCAUCAACCGCAAGUGUUUCCCAGCCUGCUGUGACCUCACCCACGUCCCCUGCUGCAAGUUUUCGCAAGCCUGCUGUGACCUCACCCACGUCCCCUGCUGCAAGUUUUCGCAAGCCUGCUGUGACCUCACCCACGUCCCCUGCUGCAAGUUUUCGCCAGGCUGCUGUGACCUCACCCACGUCCCCUGCUGCAAGUUUUCGCCAGGCUGCUGUGACCUCACCCACGUCCCCUGCUGCACAUGGAGCUAUAGGCCACAAGCAGCGACAACCAAUGAACCUGUCAAUGUUUACCAAGCCAAGAUUCAGUGGGUCACAUCUUGCAGCUGCAAAGCCAAAUCUGGCCAUGGCCAGAAAAGUGACUCAGAAACAAGUCACACAAGACACUGACAUGCCUGGUUCUGCAGUCAGCACGACCAUCUCAGCUGUAGACAUCCAAACCGAGGAACCAGCCCUCAUACCUGAGAUACCGGUGGUUGCUCCUGUAUCUCUGCCCCGUUUGUGGUCAGAGGGCUUCCCACCUGAGGACCAUCGGUGGAUUGCAAAAGCUCUGUUUAGGAUGGGGGCAAAGGACAAACCACAGCUGCAGGACAACCUGAAGCUGUGGUACUACCCACCGGAGCCGAGUCCCCUCUACCACCAGCCACCUUCACCUGACCGCUUCUUUGCCCAUUCACUGCUUGUAUGGAUGCCGUACAAGUUGUGGAAGGUCAAGGUGGUCUGCCCCAACCCUGCGUGUGGUGGGCAUCAGCUCACUGGGGCAGGGCUUCACAAAAGGGCACGGCGGGUCCUGGACAUUGACCGCAUUUACAUCAUGGUCACAGAGACGCUGAUUUGUACCAGAUGUAAAGGCUCACACGUGUCCUGGAGCCGAGCUGUCCUCCAACAGCUAGACUUGGCUCACAGGUCAGGAUUCCGGGUCAUCAUGACUCAGAAGUAUGCCUGUGACAUCCGAGUAAUUCGGCUUCUGCGGGAGAGGGGCCUGGGCAACAGCCCCACACGGGUGUUAAAGCAGCUGAGGGAGAACCACUCAGAGGAGUGGCUGCAACGGGUGUCGAUGUACACCACUGCGUGUAUGGGCUUCCUCCAGCACCAGGGUCUGCUGCCUGUGACGUACCCUGAGCCUCCGGAGCCUGAAGUUGUCCCCAGCUGUAAGUGGCUCCUCUCUGUCUACAGCCAGGACAUUUUGACAAAGCUCGACGACAUCAAGGCCCACAUCACCUCGACGUAUGGCACCAUCCUGAAGAUGGAUUCCACAAAAAAGAUCACAAAGAAGCUUGCUGGGACUGCAAAGGGAACGGCUCUCUGGCUGAGCUCCGUGGGAAACGAGCACGGCCAGAUUCUAAUCAGCGUCCUGACCGCUCAGGAGGGAGCUGGUUUAGACAGGAUGGCGAGUGGCCUGGUGAAGCGGUACCAGCAGGCUGGUGUGGAUCCCCCUGUUGCUCUUUACGUGGACUGCGGUUGCUGUGCCGAGGCAGCAGAAACAACCAAGCUGCAGGCCAGAUUCAGCGGGUGGCCACAGCUUGUGGUGAGGCUGGAUAUUUGGCACUUUAUGCGGCGGCUUGCCCUGGGAUGCACCACCGAUGCCCAUCAGCUGUACCCAUUCUACAUGUCACGCAUGUCAACGUGCAUUUUUGAAUGGGAUGCUGCUGAUUUAGCACUGCUGCGUGAAGCCAAGGCUCAGCAAUUGCGGUCCCAGGGACUCCCUUCCACAGAUGUGGACAAGCAUCUGACCAAGGACGAGUUGGCUCUCCACUGCCGACGGAGGACACGAGGAGUGGACACCACGGUCCGGCUGCUGGAGGAGCUGAUUGCUGCACUGAUGGGGCCCCAAGGCAACGACUCCCUUGGCGUUCCUCUGUUUGAUCAGGAGAGGAUGGAGCACAUCUGGCGGGUCCAGAAAAAACAUGUAAAGUGCAUCCAAGACCCAGCAGGUGUCGCUCUUUACACCAAAACCGGUGAGCUGACCAAGGGAGGCGUGCGGCUGCCGGUGUUCAGGUGUGCCCGAGGCUCAACUUCCUUGGAGUCUUUUCAUCUCCACCUCAACCGCUUCAUACCAGGAACCAGCGCCAACAGCCUGAAUUUUCAGGUUUACCUGUUGGAAGGGCUGCACAGGUGGAACCAGGAUAGGCGUGUUGCUGCCCUCGCAAUGAAGAAGUCGUCGUUGUGCUGCUACUCUGGUGAUUUGUUGCAUUCCGUCAAUAAACACUACCAGAAGCUGUUUGGCAGAAAGCUGGCACCUGAGUUCUGUCCGCCCGCACGUUACACAGGUGAGCUCAUCGGACUGCAGUACCUGUUUCAGCAAACUGGUCAGGCACUGCAGGACAUGAACCCCGACUCAGAGGAGACUGCCCGCUUGAUUGAGGAGCACGAUGCGGGAGUCGAUGAAGAAGAUGAGGGCUUCGCUGACUUCACAGAUGACCCCACACUGAUAGAUUUGGAGGUUUCUCCCAGCGCCUCCUCUACAGUGGCUCCCUCUCCAGCUCCCAGCGCCUCCUCCUCCACAGUGGCUCCCUCUCCAGCUCCCAGCGCCUCCUCCUCCACAGUGGCUCCCUCUCCAGCUCCCAGCGCCUCCUCCUCCACAGUGGCUCCCUCUCCAGCUCCCAGCGCCUCCUCCAGACCUGCUCCCUGCACGGCAUCUCCAGGCAUCUCCCCGCUGGCCUCUAGCAUAUCUGAGGCUGGAGAUACCUCAGAUGAAACCAUGGCUGUUGAUGACCAGAAUGUGCCUGGAUACCAGCACGUUGACAUGCUUGCUGACUACUUGGUGGGGCUUCGGGAGCAGACCUCGCUCUGUCUCACCAACCUACAGGCAGACCGCAUCACAGAGCUCUGGCAGAGGCUGGAUGACGGGGACAAGCAGCGGGUUGUGUAUGCAGCACGCCACCAGGAGAGACUUUUGAGUGGACGCUUUCGAUCACCGAAGAAGCCCUCCAAAACUCCUGGUGUGGAGAGCACAACCCGCUGCAUGCUAGGUGCCAGCAGCGCUCCUGCACAGUGGCCUGACUGCUGUAGGUUGGUGGAGGCCAUUUUUAUUAGACUUUGUAGUCUGCACCCAGCCCCGAAAAGGAAAGGCAAAGGGACAGAAUCACGGUGGUCCCUAAUUUUGAGGGACUAUCGUAAAAUCAGGCAGCUGGUGAUCGGAAAUGGCAGAGUGAUGCAGGGAUCAGAGAUUCAGCUGGUGGAGGUUAAUCAGACCACCCUGAUCCAGUGGCACAGUGGCAGGCAGAAGAAGCAGGAGCUGUCUGUGCUGCUUCAGGGAACUUCUGUUCCUACCAACUUACCUGUGUCGGAAGAACCAUUGUUGGACCCAAAAGUGCUGCCUUCCAUUCCUGUGCCAGUGCAGCAGCAUGAACAUCAAUAUCAGCUGCCAGAAUGUACAGCUGGUCAGGCCAAACAAAGGCAGGCACCGUGUUCCAUCUUCCCUAAAGGUGCUGCAAAAAGGCAGCUCUUUUCGGCCCCAGCGGUUCUCCCGGCCCCAGCGGUUCUCCCGGCCCCAGCGGUUCUCCCGGUCCCAGCAGGCUGUGCACCCUUGGUUCCCUUGGCUUCUGGGGUCCCUCAACAGGUCUUCACACAGGUAGGACAACCUGUGGUUCUAUAUCAGGUUGUCCUGCCUGCACAAAUGCAGCCUGCACAAAUGCAGCCUGCACAAAUGCAGGGAACCUCUCAACCCAGCCUUCACCAGCAACCCUCAAGAAAGAGGCCAUAUAAAAGAACGGUACAGGCUAAUACGUGCAAAAAAUGUGGCCUCUUCCGCACAGCAGAGACUGGGCAUAGCCACUACCGUGGGAGGGUUUACUGCCCACAGUCCGAGGUCCUUACAAAGGAGCAGUGGUUGGAGGAGAUGAGGAGGGUGGGAAAAUAAAAUUGUAUACAAGUGUUUCAUAUUUGUAAUCAGUUUUAUGUCAAAAUAUUUGGUUUUAUUAUAUUAAACAUUUACCUUUUGUUAUCUUUUUUCAUUUUGUUAUGGACAUUGAAGAGCACAAACAUUCUGUGAAUAAACAUGAUGACUUUUAUUGUCCAACAGUUGUUACUGAAAAAUAAAGCCGUUUUAUACAUUUA